Molecule: messenger RNA, 1556 nt
Organism: Corylus avellana
Lineage: Eukaryota; Viridiplantae; Streptophyta; Magnoliopsida; Fagales; Betulaceae
Product: NAD(P)-binding Rossmann-fold superfamily protein
Biological process (GO): steroid biosynthetic process
Molecular function (GO): oxidoreductase activity, acting on the CH-OH group of donors, NAD or NADP as acceptor
Source: RefSeq, a predicted model, not a curated record
UGACCAGCAGCCAGCAGCCAAUUCCACACUCUUGACUCUCUUUUGGAGGGCUGAGAAAGAAAGGGGUGCUUUCUUUAAACGACUGUUGACAGACUUGAUAUCUUAUAUAAGUUGUAGCCUUUCUAGCUCUUUUGGCCCUGUGAAGGAGAAAAGCAACAACUAAGAUAAUUAAGCCAGCCACAAGCACAUCUUGUUGUUGCCUUCCUAUCUACAACAGUCAACAAACAUCAUUUGGAGCAAUUACCGAAGAAAUUUUGAUCAAGACAUGGGGAUUCUGGGGGCAGAAGAUAGCAUAAGGAUGGAGCUGGAGGAGCUCCGCCGCAUGCUGGUGGCGUGCGCCGGCCUGCAAAGGAGGAAAGACGGGGAAGAGUUCAAGGGGGUUCGUGUUUCAACCAAAGGCACCGACGCCGAUGAUGGGCAGAAGUUGGUUUGCGUCACCAGCGGGGUUUCUUAUUUGGGCCUCGCCAUAGUGAAGAAGCUCUUGCUUCGUGGCUACUCCGUUCGGAUCAUCGUUGAAAGCGAAGAGGAUAUCAAUAAAUUGAGGGAGAUGGAAAGCUCAGGAGAGAUGGGGACAAGAAACAAUAAUGUUUCAGUAGUUAAGGCGAAGAUGACAGAGAUUGAAAGCUUAUUAGAAGCCUUUGAGGGCUGUCGUGGCGUAUUUCACACCUCUGCAUUCAUAGACCCCGCCGGCCUCUCUGGCUAUACGAAAUCCAUGGCUGAGAUCGAAGUGAAGGCUAGUGAAACUGUGAUGACAGCAUGUGCGAGAACACCAUCAGUAAGAAAAUGUGUGCUCACAUCUUCACUUUUAGCCUGCAUCUGGAAAGACAACAGCCAAUGUGAUCUCUCCUCUGUUAUAAACCAUGGCUGCUGGAGUGAUGAGGCUCUCUGCAAAGACAAAAAGCUCUGGUAUGCAUUGGGCAAGCUGAGGGCAGAGAAGGUUGCAUGGAGAAUAGCCAAGGAGACCAGGUUGAAAUUGGCCACCAUAUGCCCAGGUCUCAUUACCGGCCCUGAAUUCUGUCAUCGAAGUCCAAUGGCGACAAUUGCUUAUCUUAAAGGAGCUCAAGAGAUGUAUGCAAAUGGGUUGCUGGCGACAGUCGAUGUAAACAAAUUGGCGGGGGCGGAAGUAUGUGUUUUUGAGGCAAUGGACAACAAUGCAGCAGGCAGAUACCUUUGCUUUGAUGAAGUUAUUGAAAGGGGUGAAGCAGAAAAGUUGGCAGGAGAAGUGGGAAUGCCAACAAACAAGAUUUGCGGGGAUGAAUCUGGGGAUGUUGAGGCUCGGUUUCAGUUGUCUAAUGAGAAGCUUUCGAGGCUCAUGAGAAGAACACUCCGACAUUGUUACAGUGAAUGUUAAAGAGAUCGAAUCAGGCCCCUUUUAUGUCACCUCUCUCACUCAUCCUUUAUUAUUUUAUUUCUAGAGUUGUUCUCUAUUAUUUUCUUUUUAGAAAAGAGUAGUAGGUUUCAAUGGGAUGGCAAUUUUUUAUACGAUUCGCGAAUUCUAUACAAACUCAAACGAAAUUAGUGGAUUAUGAUAGAGUGGUUUGGCACGUUUAAUUUAA